AUGGCGCCUUCUGUCACGCUCGACCUAUCCUCAGAUUUCGCCCCGGUCGCUGCUCACCCCACCAAAGCCGCCGCCGGUUCUCGCACGCUGCUCGUGGCCCCACCCUCUAUAGCUGCGCACCCUGAAUCGCUCAACCGCAUAUUCGAGGACCAUGACCGCUCCACGACCGACUUGCAAAUGCUCGACCGCCUGGUUGUAGGCCUCGUCACCCUUCCUACCUCUACCUACGACGUCAUUCUCCUCCUGACCGAUGCCGAUGGCACACGCACCGAGAGCCAGAAGCUACUCGGCCGGGACGUUCUCAGCAAGCUCGUGGAUUCUCUAAGACCAGGAGGCAAAUUCCGCAGUGAGGAUGGCAAGUUCGGCGCCGAGGGAGCGGAGAAGACGGAAGCCAUUCUUGCAGGGCUUGUGAACCAAGACGGAGACGGCAUGGUCAAGCCGGAUAAUACAGCCGCCGAACAAGUCGUUCCCUUGCGCUUCGGAAAGAAAAAGACCCCCGCUGCGGAGAAUGGAGCCGUCCCGCUUCCACUGAACGGCAAGCGAAAGAGUAUAUCGCAGCAGCCUCCGCAACCGGCAGGCGUUGGCUUUGUGGAUUUUAGUGACGAUCUGGGCGAGCCUGUGGUGACCGGGGAGGACGACAAUGACGAUGAUCUGAUCGACGAGGAUGAUCUCCUGACUGAGCAAGAUAAAAUGAGGCCUGUCAUGCCUCCACCCGAGUGUCGUCCCAAGGUCGGCAAGCGGAGACGCGCGUGCAAGGAUUGUACUUGCGGACUUGCGCAGCAGAUCGAAGCGGAAGACAAGGCCAAGCGGGAGGAGGCCGACAAGGCGCUCAAUACCAUGAAGUUGGACACUAACGACUUGGCCGAGGUUGACUUCACGGUCCAGGGCAAGGUCGGGAGCUGCGGUAACUGCGCCCUGGGAGAUGCUUUCCGCUGCGACGGCUGCCCGUACAUUGGACUGCCUGCGUUCAAACCCGGAGAGGAAGUCCGGCUCCUUAACAACGAUAUUCAGCUGUAA
This is a messenger RNA of Diplodia corticola, 1017 nucleotides long. Its product is annotated as anamorsin family protein. Gene Ontology annotation, cellular component: cytoplasm. Gene Ontology annotation, biological process: iron-sulfur cluster assembly. NCBI's taxonomy places the organism in Eukaryota, Fungi, Ascomycota, Dothideomycetes, Botryosphaeriales, Botryosphaeriaceae. The transcript is spliced from 2 exons. The record is from RefSeq and is a predicted model, not a curated record. The coding region runs from base 1 to 1017 and encodes 338 amino acids. Gene Ontology annotation, molecular function: iron-sulfur cluster binding.